This is a messenger RNA of Aspergillus nomiae NRRL 13137, 1320 nucleotides long. Its product is annotated as aminoglycoside phosphotransferase family protein. The transcript has a single exon. The coding region runs from base 1 to 1320 and encodes 439 amino acids. NCBI's taxonomy places the organism in Eukaryota, Fungi, Ascomycota, Eurotiomycetes, Eurotiales, Aspergillaceae. The record is from RefSeq and is a predicted model, not a curated record.
AUGGCGUUUUCGCAUCUCUCUAAACCGUGUCUAGAAUGGCACACAACCUUCGCCGGAUCCUCGCCAGUUUGGCCCUCGGAACCAGCAGUCUCCACUAUUCUCUCGAUUGCCUCGGAAGUAUUGUCCAAGCGUCUGCAAGUGGAGGAUGUGACCUUCUUUGCCCAAGGGUCAUUCAACAAGAAUUAUGAGAUUGUGGUCCCAAAUCAAAAGCAGAAAUUCCUUUUUCGCGUCACCCUUCCAGUCGACCCCUUCUUCAAAACAGAGAGUGAAGUUGCUACCCUGGCUUUCCUACGCCAAAAGACUAGCAUUCCGGUGCCUGAAGUCGUGGCAUGGAGCUCGACAUCAGAGAAUGCCCUCGGUUAUGAAUGGAUUCUCUUGAAGAAGGUGGAAGGUGUCCCACUCGAGCAAAGGUGGCGUGCAAUAUCUAUGGAAACGAAAGUCCAAAUCUCCAAACAAUUAGCAGCAUACGCCGCUGAGCUACGAGCUGUACCCUUUGACAACGUCGGGAGUCUUUUUUUCGAGGGCACGAACGCCCGUUCUUCAAGAAGCGGCACUACUGAAGACACUGGCCAGAUCAAGCUCAUGUCCGAUUAUCUCGGAAAAGGGGUAGAAGUCGGGCCGAUGGUUUUGCCAUUCUUCUUCUUCAAACGACGACUCUAUAUCCAUUCCCACCGUGGGCCAUUCGCCAGUUCUCACCAGUAUCUAACCGCAAAGGUGCAAAUGCAGACCGCUUGGAUCAAGAGUGGGGUUGAGAUCGCACAAUCUGAUGCUAGCGACAUUGACUCGGACUGUGACGAGGAUCUCCUGGAGGAGGCACCCGAGAUGCUAGAAGUAUGCGAGUCAGCCCAGGAUUUGAUUACACGUUUCUUUCCCCCGACGGACCGCGACACAGGCCAUACACUCUAUCAUCACGAUCUCAAUCAAAACAAUGUCAUCCUGGAUCCAAUCAGCCAUGACAUUGUUGCUGUCAUUGAUUGGGAAAUGACCUGCGUGCUCCCUCAGUGGGCAGCCUUCUACUACCCCAAGAUGUUUCUCGAUGUGGACCCAGUGACUGAGGAGGAGCCGCCCGUACCGGUGGACUAUAAUGAUGAAAACGACUAUACUAUCAUCCGUCGGGACAGAUGGGACGCACGCAUCCUUAGGAGGGCUUUUGAUACCUGCAUUGAGACCUUGUGCAAAGACAACGACAGCACAUUGAGCCCUGGCUUUGAAGAGAAGAGAACACUUGAAGAUGCCAUAGAAGAUCUGACAGAUAACUGGAGAGGCGCACGAGCAAAGCUGAAAGACCUACAAGGUCAAACUGUGAUAGGAGGUACUUGA